Molecule: messenger RNA, 1333 nt
Organism: Medicago truncatula (barrel medic)
Lineage: Eukaryota; Viridiplantae; Streptophyta; Magnoliopsida; Fabales; Fabaceae
Product: uricase-2 isozyme 1
Exons: 8
Coding region: 77-1003 (308 amino acids)
Biological process (GO): urate catabolic process; purine nucleobase catabolic process
Cellular component (GO): peroxisome
Molecular function (GO): urate oxidase activity
Source: RefSeq, a predicted model, not a curated record
UAAUUAUCUAAGUCCAAACAAAAAAUAAACCAGAAAGAAAGAAAGAAAAAAAAAAAAGAAGGUAAAAGCACGAUCGAUGGCGAAGAACGUGGAAGGAUUCGAAUUCGAACAGAGACAUGGAAAAGAGAGAGUAAGAGUAGCUCGUGUUUGGAAGAGUAAAGAUGGUAAACAACAGUUUGUUGUUGAAUGGCGCGUUAGUAUCAAUCUUCUUUCAGAUUGUGUUAACUCUUAUGUUCGUGAUGAUAAUUCUGAUAUUGUUGCUACUGAUACCAUGAAGAACACCGUGUAUGCAAAAGCAAAAGAAUGUUCGGAAAUACUUUCUGUGGAGGACUUUGCCAUUUUACUUGCCAAACAUUUCACAUCAUUUUACAGCCAGGUUACCACUGCUAUUGUAAAAAUUGUGGAGAAACCGUGGGAGCGUGUUAAUGUGGACGGUCAACCUCAUGACCAUGGUUUCAAACUUGGAUCCGAGAAGCAUACAACAGAGGCAAUAGUAAAAAAGUCUGGUGCACUACAAUUGACUUCUGGUAUUGAAGGAUUGUCUGUGUUGAAGACAACCAAGUCUGGUUUUGAAGGUUUUGUAAGGGACAAGUAUACCAUACUUCCUGAUACACGCGAGAGGAUGCUGGCAACAGAAGUAACUGCGCUAUGGAGGUAUUCAUAUGAAUCGUUAUAUAGCGUCCCCAAGAAGCCUCUUUAUUUUACAGAAAAGUACCUGGAUGUGAAAAGAGUUUUGCUUGACACAUUUUUUGGCUCUCCAAAGGAAGGGGUCUAUAGCCCAUCAGUUCAAGCCACCCUCUACCAGAUGGCGAAGGCAGCAUUAAACAGAUUUCCUGACAUAGCUUCUAUUCAACUAAAGAUGCCAAAUAUUCAUUUCAUACCGGUCAAUCUCUCAAACAAGAAUGGUCAGUUUGUAAAGUUUGAUGACGAUGUAUAUUUACCAACGGACGAGCCACAUGGUUCAAUUGAAGCUAGCUUGAGCUGCAGUCGGUCAAAGAUGUAGAAACUACUCAAACAUAUCACCUCAUCCGUUCGGGUCAACUGGUGGUGUAGCUUACACUAUGGUGCUUAACGUAAUUUAAGAACAUGCAACAAGUGAACCUGGCAAUAAAGAUACUGCUUUGAGUUAACAUGUGAUAUUAAUGUUAAUGCCGUUUUUUUUUUUUGCACCAAUAAUCAAAACUGUUGUUGGAUUGUACAUAAUUUGGAUUUCAGAAAUUCCAAUAAAGUCUAAUUAGUCCUUUUGUUCUUAAGUGGAAUGAAACAGUUAAGACUCACUAUUUAUGAUAUUGAUGCAGUGCUACAUUUUGGUCAUUCAAUAAUCUCUUUGAAA